Messenger RNA from Lasiosphaeria miniovina, 1143 nucleotides. RefSeq lists its product as uncharacterized. The record is from RefSeq and is a predicted model, not a curated record. Gene Ontology annotation, cellular component: cytoplasm. Gene Ontology annotation, molecular function: oxidoreductase activity, acting on the CH-OH group of donors, NAD or NADP as acceptor. NCBI's taxonomy places the organism in Eukaryota, Fungi, Ascomycota, Sordariomycetes, Sordariales, Lasiosphaeriaceae. The transcript has a single exon. Bases 91 to 951 code for a protein of 286 amino acids.
UCCUCGGGCCACCAGCACUUCCAGCACUGCGACGUGACGCGGUGGGAGGACCAGGUGGCGCUUUUCAAGGCCGCCGCGGCCGUCAGCCCGAUGGGCGGCAUCGACGCCGUGGUCGCGGCUGCUGGCAUCAUCGAGACAAACCCGCCCCUCGAGGGCCGCACCUUCGACAUGCCCGGCGAUCUGGCCGCCGACAGGCCGCCGCCGCCGUGGCUCAAGGUGCUCGCCGUGAACCUCACCGGCGUGUCGUACACGGCACACCUCGCUCUCUUCUGGCUACCGCGCAACAGCCCCCCCAAGGAGGAGGAGGACGGCCCGACCGAGGGCGGAGACGAGAAGUCCACCCGCGCUCAGAGCCCCGAGCCGGUCCGAGACCGCCACUUGCUCUUGAUCAGCUCCAUAGCCGGCCUCACGCCGCUGCCUGGGCAGACCGAGUACACGGUGUCGAAGCACGCCGUCAUGGGGCUUUUCCGCGCCAUGCGCGGCAACGCCUUCCGGCGCGGCAUCCGGUGCAACGUCAUCUGUCCCUAUUUCGUCAACACUCCGCUCCUGCCGCCCAUUGCCCUCGGCUUGCUCGCUGGCGGAGGCAUGACUGAGAUGGAGGAUGUCGUCGAUGCGGCCACGCGCCUGGUGGCCGACGAGUCGAUUGUUGGCCGCGGCUUGGUGGUCGGCCCUAAGAUGUAUGUCGUCGAUGGCGACGAGUACUUCAAGGGGGACUCGCCGGUGGUUCUCGGCGCUGCUAGAACGACCGCCGCCGAAGAUAAGCAGGCCGCCGAGGCCCGCCAAAACGAGCAACGCGCCACCUGGGAGAUCUACGCCCACGACUACGAGAAAGUGGAGGUCUUCGUUUGGCGCUAUAUUGCCAUGGUUAAUCGGAUCAAAGCCAUUAGGGGCUUUAUCGGUACUAUCAAGGACUUGUACCGCCUCUUCAUCUCGAGGCGGGAGAAGAAAUAGACAGGAUUCGGACUUACCUCCUAGAACUACGGUUGAGAAUGGGUGAGACGAGGGACGAGGGUGCAGUAGCUAGCACUGUUGUGUAAUACACACUCACCUGCGUUUGGAAAUUGAUGGGAUGGGCAGCUAGCGACUGAAUUAAACAGAAAUUCGGAAAUUUUAGAGGAUUGGCAAAUAUGGCCUCUUAUUUUA